This is a messenger RNA of Arachis ipaensis, 495 nucleotides long. Lineage: Eukaryota; Viridiplantae; Streptophyta; Magnoliopsida; Fabales; Fabaceae. The record is from RefSeq and is a predicted model, not a curated record.
CGCAGUAGCAGCUGUAAGAUGAAGGAAGAAACGAAUUUGAGGGUUAAGGGAGAAUGGGUUCGUCGGCGUGGAGGGGGAAGGAGGCUCACCGCGCCGCUAGUCGUCCUCACCGCACCUCACCACGAGCUGCGUUCCACAGCCGUCCGUCGCAUCCUCGCUGCACCGUCUCUGUCGCCGAUGAUGGAGAACCAAGAGGGAGGAGCGUGCGAGGAGAGGAAGGCGCUGUGUCUGGAGGCUGCCGCCGUCGUCCUCACUGCUGCACCACCAUCGGGCCCGCAAUCGUGGAGGAAGCACAACGCUGCCGUGGGUCCAUUUCCGUCGAACUCGAAGGAGGAGGAAGGCCGAGAUUGGGCAGCGCUGGGAGAGAAAGAAACGCGAGCUGGAGGAGCUGCGUCCAGUUGCCGCUGACGCGCCACUGACCGCCGCCGUUCCGCUGCGCCGAGGGUCCCUUUCCUGCUAGAUCUGCCGCCGUCAAGCUCUCAGGCCACCAGAACA